UGCAACCUCACCAACUAAGGUCAAAUUCGACUAUAAAAGUUUGAAGACGGUCGAAAUCCCACAUCAUUCACUUAUCGCUUCUCUGGUCAAGUUGUCAACCCACAAAAACUGCAAAAUGUUCAAAUUGACAAUUGUUGUUUUGGCUGCUGUUGCUUGCGUUUGCGGCAAACCAGGAAUUGUUGCUCCAAUCGCAUAUAGUGCUCCAAUUGUAGCUGCUGCCCCAGCUGUGGUUACUGCCACAAGCUCCCAGGUUGUUGCUCGCAAUUAUAAUGGAAUUGCUGCUGCUCCAGUCGUUGCAGCCGCCCCUGUUGUCGCUGCUGCUCCAGCUGUAGUAACUGCCAAGAGCUCCCAAGUUUUUGCCCGUAAUUACAACGGAAUCGCCGCAGCUCCGGUUGUUGCUGCUGCUCCAGUUGUAGCGGCUGCUCCAGCUGUAGUUGCCGCGAGAAGCUCCCAAAUAGUUGCCCGUAACUUCAAUGGAAUUGCUGCUGCUCCCCUUAUUGCAGCUGCUGCUCCCGUUGCUUACACUGCUCCAGCAAUCGCUGCACCAGUAGCUUACUCGGCUUCUCUCCUUUUAUAAUUUAUAAUAAAAUAA
Messenger RNA from Hermetia illucens (black soldier fly), 592 nucleotides. Its product is annotated as cuticle protein 16.5-like. Lineage: Eukaryota; Metazoa; Arthropoda; Insecta; Diptera; Stratiomyidae. Bases 116 to 577 code for a protein of 153 amino acids. The record is from RefSeq and is a predicted model, not a curated record. The transcript is spliced from 2 exons.